This is a messenger RNA of Penicillium nucicola, 1860 nucleotides long. RefSeq names its product ENTH domain protein. Gene Ontology annotation, cellular component: clathrin-coated pit; clathrin-coated vesicle. The record is from RefSeq and is a predicted model, not a curated record. The coding region runs from base 1 to 1860 and encodes 619 amino acids. Gene Ontology annotation, molecular function: 1-phosphatidylinositol binding; clathrin heavy chain binding; phosphatidylinositol-4,5-bisphosphate binding. The transcript is spliced from 5 exons. NCBI's taxonomy places the organism in Eukaryota, Fungi, Ascomycota, Eurotiomycetes, Eurotiales, Aspergillaceae. Gene Ontology annotation, biological process: clathrin coat assembly; vesicle budding from membrane; clathrin-dependent endocytosis.
AUGGCCGGAGGCUUUGAGAAGUCGGUCAAAGGGGCCACAAAGCUCAAGCUCGCGGCUCCCAAAUCCAAGUACAUUGAACAGAUUCUUGUGGCAACCCACACCGGCGAGGCAGGUGUCGCAGAAGUAUUCCGAACACUCCAAAUACGACUUCGAGACUCAGCAUGGACCAUUGUAUUCAAAGCGCUCAUAGUUCUCCAUCUUAUGAUCCGAGAAGGUCAACAGGAUGCUGCGUUGGGAUACCUGUCCGAUAACCCGAAGAAGAUUGCGCCCAGCAAUUUCUCGGAAGCCCAAUCGCAAGGACAUAAUAUCCGACGGUAUGCCGAAUACCUAAUCAAACGCGCCCAGGCAUUUGAAGCAUCGAAAACCGAUCACGUACGAAGCGGACCGGGAAAGUUGAAGAGGAUUGGUGUGGAGAAAGGCCUUCUGAGAGAGACGGAGAUUGUACAGAAGCAGAUCCGCGCGCUAUUGCGGUGUGAUCUGUUGACCGAUGAACCCGAGAAUGAGAUCAGUUUGACAGCUUUCCGCCUUCUUACUCUUGAUCUACUGACCCUGUACUCGGUCAUGAACGAGGGGACGAUUAAUGUUCUGGAACACUACUUUGAGAUGUCCAGGCCUGAUAGUUUACGCGCCUUGGCAAUCUAUAAGACUUUCACAAAACAAACAGAGGAAGUUGUGCAGUUCCUGGGAGUCGCAAGACAUUUCCAAUCCGCCACUCGUCUGGAAAUUCCCAAGCUCAAGCAUGCCUCUACCGACCUCGCUCGGCUUCUUGAGGAUGAUCUCAACGACCCUGAUUUCGAUCUUCGCCGCCGAGAGUACUUGGCCAAGAAGGGCGUUCCGGUUCCGGCCUCCAUGAGCGCGAGUAACGACGCCCCGAAGCCCGCACCAAGCGCACCGGCGCCUACCCCAGCUAGGCAAACCGAACAAGCCAAGCCAGCGCCAGUCGAUUUGAUCGACUUCUUUGAUUCAAUUGAACAGAAUCAACAGCCGAUGGGUCAGCCGGCUGGCCAGCCCAAUAUGCAGUACCAACAAACAGGGUUCCAACAACAGCAGCCCUUCUAUGCUCAACAGACUGGCUUCCAACAGCAGCAGCCUCAGAUGACUGGAUAUGUCCAGCAACAACCUCAACAGGCCCAGGCCACCGGAUUUGGUCAACCAACCCAAUUCGGAGCCCCUUACCAAGCACAAGGGCCCAAUAAUCCCUUUGGCCAGCAGCAACAGCAGCAGCAACCACAGCAACCCCAACAACAGCAGCCUCAGCAGCAACCGCUUCAAGCCAUGCCAACUGGUGCUGGAUUUGGUGGGUACACAGCGCAGCCACAACCGUAUGGGUACCAGUCGCAGUUGGCACCCAUUCCCCAGGAGGGCGUUGCUUCUUUCCAACAGCAGCAACUACAAACCCCUCAGCCUUUGCAGCCUCAGACGACUGGUACCAAUCCGUUCCGGCAGUCAAUGUUGAUGAAUGCUCCCACAGGCGCUCAGCCCGCUGCUCGUCCUCUCAGCCGACAGAACACCAAUCCAUUCGCCCGGCGAUUAUCAACCGCUAACCAGCAAUACAACCCCUCCGAGCCAUUCCAGAAUGCGCCCUCCCAGCAGGCGCCACCGCUCCCUCAAGCGCAGCCAAUCCAACCCCAGCGAACCGGAACCAAUCCGUUUGCUCGUAGUUCUCCCGCCCCACCCAGCAUGCCUCCGGCCGCGACUUUGCAGCCCAAUCCUACCGGGAGCACCAAUCCCUUCCGACAGAGCCAAUUUAUCAACCAGCAGACCGGACAAGGCUGGCAAUCCAGUGGACAAAGUGGCACGAUGGGCGGACUAGAACAGAUGGAGACGAUGCCGAUCUUUCCGCGACCCGGCAUGACCUAA